AUGGGAGCCGAUGGUGGAACAAUACCAAAACGUUGUGAAUUGGUGAAAAGUAAGAAGAAGCGAGAGAAAAUCUCAAAAGAUAUUGUAAAUGCCUCGCUUUGGAGGAAUUGUCAACUUUCACAGGAAACACUCAAAAAGCCGAUUGUCGCAUGUCGUCUUGGAAGAUUGUAUAAUAAGGAAGCAGUUUUAAACGCAAUUCUUUCGAAAAAAAUUAGUAAACAUGAAAAUAUGAAACAUAUUCGAGGGCUGAAAGAUAUCAAAGAUUUGAAAUUAGCGGAGAAUAAAGAGUUCAAAGGAAAUGAAGUCGAUAAAGGCGAUGUUUAUAAAGAUCGUAAUAUUGCUCCAUUUUGUUGUCCAGUUACAAGUAUUCCAAUGAAUGGGAAUUAUUCUUUCUUGGUCAACUGGAACUGUGGAUGUGUAAUAUCAGAAAAAGCAAUCAAUGAAGUCAAGUCCGAUAUUUGUCAUGGCUGUGGUGGCCCAUUAUCUAAUGAUAAAUUAAUUAUGUUAAAUCCAUCAAACGAUUUGCUGGAAAUAUAUGAAGCUAAAUUAUUAAAAGAAAAGGAGUUGAAAAAAAACCGUAAAUUGUCUCGAGAAAGUGAUAAUUUGGAGGCUACAAGUAAAUUAAACAAUGAUAAAAAGGCAGUUAAAAGGAAAGCACCCUCAUCUUCAAUUCAGAACGAUGCAAAUGCUUCAGCCGCUUAUAAAUCGCUAUUCACUUCAUGCGAGGAAGCCAAACGAAAACCAGCUGCGCACUGGGUCACAUAUAAUCCACUUUUCUAUUGA
Dracunculus medinensis (Guinea worm) is the source of this 783-nucleotide messenger RNA. NCBI's taxonomy places the organism in Eukaryota, Metazoa, Nematoda, Chromadorea, Rhabditida, Dracunculidae. The record is from the annotation of a GenBank genome assembly.